Messenger RNA from Didymosphaeria variabile, 576 nucleotides. RefSeq lists its product as uncharacterized. The transcript has 3 exons. The coding region runs from base 1 to 576 and encodes 191 amino acids. The record is from RefSeq and is a predicted model, not a curated record. NCBI's taxonomy places the organism in Eukaryota, Fungi, Ascomycota, Dothideomycetes, Pleosporales, Didymosphaeriaceae.
AUGUCUUUCAACAAGCUUUCUCUGCUCUGCACCUUGCCAUUGCUUGCUCUCGGCGCAAAUAUCAAGCGCGCAACGCCCGAUGAGUUUGGUCUUUACGGAUACGGUGAUGGAUUCGGAGGUUUCCCAUUGUUUUACGCUGAUGGGUAUGCGUACUUGGGUGAACCCGCGUCUUCAAACAGCUCGGAUCCUGCCGUCGUAACAUUUUCGCCCAGUGGCUCUGGCACCUCGCAGAGCUGGAUCGGAAACCCUAACACGACGCUCACGAACUACACCGUCUCGUGGUCUGAUGUGACCUUCGCUGUCCCUUCGAACUCAGCUUCGGAUAAACGCAUUCAGUUCCUCACUAGCAAUGACACCGACUCCGAUAUGACCACCACGGGCUUUUACUUCUACGGUCACACUGCCUUUGUGAUCGAAGAUGGCCAGUUGGAGAGCCCGUGGUAUGCUCUUCAAGUCAGUGAGCGUGUCCAUGCGCUGUACUGGAACGACACCAGCCUCGGGCAGGUGCCGGUCAUCCUGAGGAACAUAGCUCCUUCCAACCCAGGUAGUGUGCCGGGAAUUUCUACUGAGGAGUAG